This is a messenger RNA of Lachnellula hyalina, 2892 nucleotides long. It is a transcript of the gene prh1, whose product is annotated as putative ATP-dependent RNA helicase. The record is from RefSeq and is a predicted model, not a curated record. The coding region runs from base 1 to 2892 and encodes 963 amino acids. Gene Ontology annotation, cellular component: intracellular anatomical structure; catalytic step 2 spliceosome. Gene Ontology annotation, molecular function: ATP binding; RNA binding. The transcript has a single exon. NCBI's taxonomy places the organism in Eukaryota, Fungi, Ascomycota, Leotiomycetes, Helotiales, Lachnaceae.
AUGCCUGAGAAAGUCUACAAAAAGUUCGAGGACGAUGACCCCAAGCCUUCAGUAGCCUCCAGCGAGAUCAAUGGGACGAGUAGCGGUACGAAUUUGGAGAAGAAGAAAAAAAAGAGCAGCGGACACACUGCUGCUACCAACACCGUGAAUGAGAGAAAGCGUUUCCCCGAUGGCACCCCAAAAUCCCAAUCUCCUGUCAAAUCAAAUACGGCCCAGACCUCCGAAGCAGACACCAUCGACAAACAGAAAACGAAAAGGCCCAAAACUAGUUCGUUUGCUAAUGAUGAUACCAAGAGCAAGAGUGCAAAGCCACAUGGUGUCAAUGGCACAGUUCCAGAGAAAGGGCAACGUCAAGACAAUGUAUCGAGAACUGGACAGGGUGUGCAGAAGACGCAGCAGAAUGGUGUUAGCAAACCUCAGUACAAUAGGAAUUCUCCUCAUAUUCAAGAACUUCUGAGGAUUGCCAAAGCUCUCGAAGAAACACGCAUGACUCUGCCUAUCUGGUCUCAGAAGGCCAACAUCCGAUGGUCUCUGCGGCUACACGACGUGAUGCUUCUCAACGGAGAGACAGGAUCCGGCAAAAGUACUCAGGUUCCUCAAUUCCUUUACACAGAGCCUUGGUGCCAGAGGCAAAAGGUCACGGUCGAGGAAAAUGGAAGAAAACAAGAAAUAAACGUUGGGGGCAUGAUUGCAAUCACACAGCCUCGUCGAAUUGCUGCCAUGACGCUCGCUCAGCGUGUGGCUCGAGAACUGGGUUCACCCCUCAAGCAAGGCCAAGAUCCAAAACUUGAAGGUAAAGUGGGGUUCUCCGUGCGAUUCGACACUUUCGUGCCCAAAGGCACCCGAAUAAAGUUUGUUACAGAGGGAACGCUUUUACAAGAGAUGCUUCACGACCCAUACCUUACCAAGUACAGUGCCGUUAUUGUGGACGAAAUUCACGAGAGAAGCGUGGAUGUAGAUCUCAUUGCUGGCUUUCUCCGUCAGAUAGUACAUGGCGAUAAGAAAGGUCGUGGUGGGGUCCCACUGAAAGUUGUUCUCAUGAGUGCAACGAUGGAUCUAGGAGGAUAUGAAGCAUUCUUCGCAAAGCCAGAAUGGGAUCCAACAUAUGUACCAGGUCAGAACUAUGGCAAGGUUCUCGCACCUCAUAUCCCGGAAAACGAGAAAUUACUGGACGAGCUGAAGAAACACGAAGAAGCCCCAAAGACCAAGCUGAAGAAGAAACCUGUCAAGAAUGGUGCCAUGAAGGAUGGAAAGGCGAACGGGACCAGAGACGCCCAAAAUAACGUGAAUGGUGGCUAUAAGAAGGCUGCAGGAAAGAAUGGAGAAGAGCCUAGGUCGCGGCGGUCAUCGACGGAUACGACAUGCUCAUCUUGGAGUGGAAUUAGUGACCCUAUCGAGAUGAUUGAAGAAGCGAAGAUCAAGACUAUUCCCGGCAUCCCAGAAGGCGAUAUCGAACCAAGUGGAGUGGGCAAUGAAUAUGUCCGUGGUCGACAAUACUCAGUUGAUAUCAUAUAUGAGCGCGAAAAACCUUUGGACGUCUUAGAACGUAUGCGUCAAGUCAUUAUUGACAUAAAUUCACAGGAAGCUCUUCCUGGAGACAUCCUUGCCUUUGUUACAGGUCAGGACGAUAUCGAAACGCUUCAACGCCAACUCAACCAGGAGGUUGCUAAAUCCGAGAAGAAGAAGGAGAAGGUUCCACGCAUGAAAGUAAUGCCACUUUACGGAUCACUGUCAGCGGAAGCUCAACAAGCGGCCUUUGAACCAGUCAGAGAAAGAUUCACGCGAAAAGUAGUCCUGGCCACAAAUAUUGCAGAAACGUCCGUCACGGUCUCUGGCGUACGAUAUGUCGUGGAUGGUGGUAUGGUGAAAGUUAAGCGAUACCGCGCAGCCUUAGGGAUGGACUCACUCUUGCCAACAGCUAUCUCCAAAGUAUCUGCCGUUCAAAGACUUGGCCGUGCUGCUCGUGAAGCCAAAGGGCGUUGUUGGAGAAUCUACACGAAGGAGCAGUAUGAAAGUUUCAAUGAGGAUGACAUACCAGAAAUACUGCGAAGCUCUGCGCUUGAGGCAGUACUAAAGAUGAAAGCUCGCGGCGUGAGAAAUCCCCUCACAUUCCCCCUGAUGGACAUUCCAGACACCGAAAAUCUCAAGAAAGCCCUCGGACAACUCGUCGGAAUGGGCGCGUUGGAGCAAACUCAAGAACUCACUGAGAUCGGAAGGAAAAUGGCCAGGUUUCCCCUUCCGGCUCAAUAUGGACGAGUUGUGAUCGCGGCUGCGGAACCAGAAGCAAAUUGUCUCUUGGAGGUUAUCGACAUAAUUUCACUACUUACCACCGAGUCUGAAAUAUUCGCAAAUCCCAAAUCAGAAGAAGACAACGAAGCGUUCGAAUCCAGCCGCAACGACAUCACCCGGCGUGAAGGCGAUCUUAUAACCCUUCUUACCACAAUGCAGCGCUAUAUCUCCGAGAACACUGACCGCAAUGUAUGGUGCGAGAAGCACCAUGUCAACGCCCGGGCCAUGCGGAUGGCGGUAAACAUCCGCAAACAGCUGCACACGCUUUGUUUUGACCAGAAGCUUUUGACUGAGCGUCCUUCCAACAUGCCGCAGCUAUUUGAACCGACGUCCCCCGAGAAGGCCGAGACAAUUCUCAAGACCUUUUUGGGCGCUUUCGGUACUAGAACUGCAACUCUACGACCCGAUGGUACAUAUAUGACUUUGCAACCGAAGAACAAAAUAGUGAUACAUCCAUCAAGUGUAUUGUAUGGGAGGAAGGUUGAGGCCAUAAUGUUCCUGGAACAUGUCUUUACGAAGAAGAAUUACGCAAAGAAAGUUAGCGCAAUACAGGCGCAGUGGAUUGUAGAAGCGAUGCAGUUUGAGCGUUUCAAAAGCGGGUAG